AUGUUAUUACCUCUCCGAGAUGGGUUCUCCAUAGAAGUUCCUGCAUCAGGAGCUGGUUCAAUGGCCUCUCAUUACCUUUCUGUUGGUACAACUAUCGUUGAGUCUCCGAGGUUGCUUUUGAAUCUGGGAGUACUAUUGGGUUUGGUUCCCUGUGCGGUUGGAGGUAGGCUAGGGACACCCAUUAGCGAAUGGGAAAAGGGAAGUUUCCUUUACAAACAACUUUUGAGGAGGGCUAAGGUGGCUCGAAGAGCUGGUGGUUCGAUUCGAGCACUAUUGUGGUAUCAAGGAGAGAGUGACACGGUGAGUGAAGUGGAUGCGAACAUGUACAAGAGAAGAUUAUUAAAGUUGUUCAAUAACCUGCGUGCUGAUCUUAAAUCCCCUUCACUUGCUAUACUUGAGGUGGCUAUAGCGUCAGCAAAUGGUCCUUACAUCGAAAAGGUUAGAAAAGCACAACUGGGAAUAAAGCUUAAGAACGUAAAGUGUGUGGAUGCAAAGGGUCUGCCAUUGCAACAAGAUCAGCGGCACCUAACAACCUCUGCUCAAGUGCGUCUUGGUCAGAUGUUGGCUGAUGUCUCCCUUCCGUUUUAACCAAUGGUUUCAAAUUACAACUCAUCAAGUCCCUGGCCAUGACGAUGCAUUAUUAAUACAAAAAAUAUUUGUAUAUGUAAUCUAUUUGUGCUUAUAUAAUGUAAAUAUUUAUAUGAUCAGUAUCAUGACAUUAAAACUUAUAGUCGUAAAGCAUUACGACUUUUAGUAAGGAUAUCCAAUGUUUUGA
Messenger RNA from Erigeron canadensis, 775 nucleotides. RefSeq names its product probable carbohydrate esterase At4g34215. The coding region runs from base 1 to 588 and encodes 195 amino acids. NCBI's taxonomy places the organism in Eukaryota, Viridiplantae, Streptophyta, Magnoliopsida, Asterales, Asteraceae. The record is from RefSeq and is a predicted model, not a curated record. The transcript is spliced from 3 exons.